AUGCACGACUACCUCCAAGAAAGUGGCCGAACUCGCUUUCCAAACCAGAAAAAGCUGCUGGGUGUGCUGUCAGGGAAAACGAUGCUGAUCUACGCGCCUCUCUUGCACUGGUAUCUCUUCAGCAGACUCAAGAUCGGGGCAGUCUACCGCACUAUCGACUACGUGCCCGAAAAGAUCUUCGACUGGUUCGUGAACGAAGUGGCCGACAACCGAAGGAAAGGCGACGCUGACAAGGAGAAGGCUUUGCUCGCAGAAGUGUUCAAGCUCCUGGACAACAGCCGCUACGGUAAGUUCAUCGAAGCAGUGGAGCGCCAGACAAGAACGGUUUACACAAGGGACGAGGACGAGGUUGACAAGAAUCUCCGCUCGGCCUUUUUCGAAGACCUCGAAGAGAUCGGAGACGCUUACAAGAUCGAGCUGCGCAAGCCAAAGGUCACAAUCAGCCGCCCUUUCCAAGUGGGCAUCGCUGUGUACCAGCUUGCCAAGCUCCGCAUGCUGGAGUUCUACUAUAACUUCCUGGACUACUACCUCGACAGGCGUGACUUCGAGCUCAUCCAGAUGGGCACGGACAGCAUGUACUUCGCCCUUGCACACGACACACUGGAGGAGGCCAUACAGCCAGAACUUCGCAACCAGUUCGAGGCUGAGAAGAAGACUUGGUUGGCGUGGGACAAGUGGAGCGGCAGAGAGCCCGGCUUGUUUAAGCUUUUGAAAGAAGGCAAACGGGCCAUCGCCCUAUGCAGCAAGUGCUACCUCGUAGAGGACCUUGCAAGCGGGCAGGCCAAGAUGUCUUCCAAGGGUGUGAACAAGAAGCAGAACGAGCUGCACUGGGAAAGGUACGAAAGUGCCCUCGAGGGGCGCAAGGACAUUGCCACCAACAGGGGCUUCGGAAUGCGCAACGGUGCCAUGUACACGUACGAGCAGCGCAAGCUGGGUCUUUCCGCGUACUACGACAAGCGUUGGGUGCUGCCAGACGGCAUCCACACGGAGCCAAUCGAGUUUCACACCCCAGCUGGCGGCAACUGA
Molecule: messenger RNA, 1026 nt
Organism: Porites lobata
Lineage: Eukaryota; Metazoa; Cnidaria; Anthozoa; Scleractinia; Poritidae
Source: the annotation of a GenBank genome assembly